AUGUCACCAAGAUACAACAUGCAUGCAUUCUAUGAGAGACCGUGGGCGCGGCGGGCGGCCGCAGAGCGCGCAUGGUGGCGACGGCGCUGGUCGUACACGUUGUUCAGCGGGUUGACGGAUGCGCCAUCCCGUUUAGCACGAACGGCACGGCGCGUGACGCUAGUCGCAUCGCAAGUUUCAGCGCUUGAGGUCGCGCUGGCGGAGGCGGAGGGAACCGCGCUCGAGACGACCGCACUGGAAGUCGCGAUCGCGGACGAGCUGGGAAUUGCAGGGGCAGACGAGCUGGCGAUUGCAGAGCUCGAGACAAUGGGCGCUGAACUCGAAGCAAUGGGGAUGGAAGAAGCGGAUACGACCGGUGCAGAGCUUGAAGCAACGGGAGCGGAAGAAACGGAUACGAUUGGUGCAGAACUCGAGGCUACGGCAGAGCUAGUCGGCUCAGGCUCGUCCGAGCAGCCGUCAUCAGUCGAGGUCGGCGCAUCCGUCGAAACCGGUGCAACAGUCGUGACGAUCGCAGAGCUGGUAGGUUCGGGCGCAUCCGAGCAGCCGUCAUCCGUCGAUGUCGGGGCAUCAGUUGAGACGGGCGCAGCAGACGAAAUCACUGCGGAGCUGGUAGGCUCGGGCGCAUCCGAGCAGCCGUCGUCCGUGGAGCUGGGAGCGACAGAGCUGAACACAGAGCUCGCGCUGGCGAUGGCACUGGAAGAGACGACAGGGGCGGUCGCGCUCGGCACGCUGACGAAGCUGGAGGAAACAACCGGUACGCUUCCAGUGGAAACACCAAUGAGGCUGGACGAUGCAACGGGGACCGACCCGGUGCUGAGAACACUGGUGAGGCUGGCCGACGGGGCGGUGGGUACACCCAGACCGCUUGAGGUGGGGCGUGGGCGGCAAGAAGCCCUCGGCGACGUGACAGCUGCAGUCGUUGACACAACCGCGGACGAUGAGACGACUACAGGGGUCGAAACGACGACUGGUGACGAAGCGACCGCAGAAGACGUGAUGAUGAUGGAGGACGAGACAAUUGCCGAGGAUGACACGACAGGCACCGACGACGGGAGGAAGACAGCGGAGGACGAGACAGGCAGGAGCACGGGCUUGCUCGAGAACGUCGCGGUCGGGGCUACGGAAGACGCCGCAGGGCUCGAGAAAAUGCUCGAGAAAGCACUGACGAUUGAUGACGAGGAGAUAGACGGCACCGGGGAAGCGCUGUUACUGAAGGAAGGGACGACAGAUGAAGCGGACGCCGACGGAGAGCUGGCGGGCUCACUUGGGGUCGAGGCCGGAGCAGAUGACGAAGCCGGAACAGAGCUCGCAGAGGCCGACGUGGUGUUGCCAGAUGGGGGGAGGUUGUCGGGGUUGAGCUUGGUAGCGUCAGCGCAGAAAGCGAUCAGCAAGUUGACCUGCAAGUGGAAGAUCACGGUCAAACAACACCGCCUGGGUUUAUCAUAG
Molecule: messenger RNA, 1446 nt
Organism: Postia placenta MAD-698-R-SB12
Lineage: Eukaryota; Fungi; Basidiomycota; Agaricomycetes; Polyporales; Adustoporiaceae
Exons: 2
Coding region: 1-1446 (481 amino acids)
Source: RefSeq, a predicted model, not a curated record